AUGAGCCAAGUUUCCCUGAGCCCCUCUCGUCCUCCAAGUUUCGACUUGCAUUCCCAGUAUCCAUCCGAAAGGCUUUUGGCAACGCCUUCCACCCGUGCACACUCCCAAGAUACGUAUCCUAGUGUGGAAUAUGGAAACGGUCAAGUGACUGGCGUUGAAAGAGGCCACAAUCCUCUUAAACAUGCGCCGAUUCUAGCGAGCCAAGCACAAGCCGGCGGAAUGCUUCAACUGUUUGCUGCCGAGGAGUCACAAAAGUCGAAGUUUCUAGAAACUCAGAUGGUGGACAUUUUAAUCAGUGCUGCACCGAGCAAUAGUGUGGAAUAUUCAGAGCACUUAUCCAAAAUUGCAGACCUUUUGGUGAAAAACGUUCUUUCCGAAGAUCAGAAGAAAGUGCUCGAGGAAAAAUUGCAAUCUCUCGCGGACAUGUUACCUCGCUUUGUCGAGCUCGAAAACCCAGCCGCCUCGAAAUUAUACUUGGUGGUCGAAAAAUGUUUUGAUAAUUUCAUCCAAAUCUCUACGAAUUCAGACAAUAUGGAACUUGCGACAUUGACGAUCCGGUUUUUAACCUCCGUGAUCAUGAACUUGAACUACUGGGAAUUAUACAACUUACUUCAGUGGAAGCCUGUCAUUUACCAAUUUUUAACACUCAUAAACUACGACAUAAACGAGUGCUAUGCGGAUUUUAUCAAAAAUUACGGAAAAUAUGCAUACAGACAAGAGAGUAUUUCUGAGUCGGCUUUGCUUAGAGCGGCUGAAACAAAGGAAAAGGACAAACAACAACCUUCGCAUCUGAAAUCUUCCCUUUCUCCGACUCCAGAAAUUGAUAGCUCGCAGGAGAAGACGCCAAAAUAUUAUGCAAACAAGGAAAUUAGCGACGAUCACGACAGGUUUGUUUGGGAGCAAAUGACUGUGGAAAAGGAGAAACCUAUUCCACGAGAGCGAAGGAAAAUGAGAGUGGACUCAAAAUUAGCAGCCCACCGCAUUAUUAAAAGAGCAGAAAGUGACCUUGCAGCUAACAACCGCUCUUCAAACUACGAUCCGGAUGUCAUCCAUGAAUGUCAGCUUCCUUCGUCCGAUGAGCCUAGUAAACUAUGCUUGCGGCGCUUUUCAAGAAAAUACGAAUUGAUCAGACACCAAGAAACAGUGCACUCAAAAAAGAAGAAGCUCUUCAAGUGCUUUGUAUGUGUGAAACAGGACCCAGCAAAUGGGCCGCGGAUUUUUACGCGGCAUGAUACUUUAGCCAAACACAUUCGAGUCAACCACCGGAUUUCUGGCAAGGAAGCAAAAGCAGAAGUGGCGUAUUCUAAGAAACACGCUGAGAUUGUGGAAGAAGGCGAUAUUACAGUCCAUGUAGGGCGCAGGAAGACCAAAGUGGACUUUGAGCUCAGAGCACAUAUGGAGAAAAAAUCGGGCCGGCAGGCACCAGACGGUAGCAUCAUCUUUGAUGAUGGUGAUUCUCCGCAAUCAAUGGAAUCGGGCGACGAUAUGGAUGACAAUGAGUAA
This is a messenger RNA of Clavispora lusitaniae ATCC 42720, 1503 nucleotides long. It is a transcript of the gene FGR15, whose product is annotated as Fgr15p. The record is from RefSeq and is a predicted model, not a curated record. NCBI's taxonomy places the organism in Eukaryota, Fungi, Ascomycota, Pichiomycetes, Serinales, Metschnikowiaceae.